Molecule: messenger RNA, 5877 nt
Organism: Anopheles aquasalis
Lineage: Eukaryota; Metazoa; Arthropoda; Insecta; Diptera; Culicidae
Product: ecdysone-induced protein 74EF-like
Source: RefSeq, a predicted model, not a curated record
AUGAUGGGAUCCAGUUCAUCGGCCGCAUCGGCGGCAGCAGCGGCCGCGGCCGCCGUGGCAGCUCAGGCAGCUCAGGCCGCCUUCUUUACGCCGAUCCAUGCCCAUCCGCACCAUCCGCAUGCCCACCACCACCCACAUCAUCACCCGCUGGCCCACCACCCGCAUCACCAUCCGCACCAUCCGCACCAUCCGCACCACCCGGUCCACCAUCAUCAUCCGGGGAUCGGGUUACAGUCGGCGCACCAUGCUGCGGCCGCGGCAGCAGCCGCUGCAGCCGCCGCAGCCGCUGCGGCCGCCAUGGGUGGCUACGGUACGGGUGAGACGGGAGGUGAUGGUGGCAGUGGCGGCGGCACACAGGGAGCCUUGGGUGGUGGUACAUCGGUAUCACCUCCGGCAAGUAGCCGCCACAGCGAAACUGGAGGCAGCAACGGCGGUAGUGGCGGUGGUGGCGGCGGUGGAAAUGGCCAACAACCUUCAUCGUCGUCCAGCUCGUCGUCCUCGUCGGCCCUACCAUCGGCCACCGCCACGGCUGCCUCGUCGUCAUCGUCUCCUGCACCCACAGCGAGUUCGUCGUCGGCGCUGGCCGCGCACAUGUACAUAGACCAUCAGCGCAGUCAGCACCUCCAACAGCAGCAGCAGCAGCAGCAGCAUCAUCAUCAACAGCAGCAACAGCAGCAUCAACAGCAGCUUCAACAACAACAGCAGCAGCAGCAGCAGCAGCAACAACAACAACAACAGCAGCAAGAGCAGCAACAGCUGCACACACGACGACUCCUGCAGGAAUGGACUCUGCAGUUCGGACCAACCGGAACAGCAACUGGUGCACGUUACAUCUGAGCGCUACGUCAGCGAAUAAUGUAGCAAAAUUCCACAAAACAAAACAAAACACAGGCUAAGGCAGGCUAACUAAGCACAAAACCACAUUAGCGCGGAUAACCGCGUCGCGGACAGGUCGAUUUCGAUGGCACACAUACAGACACACACAGACAUACAUCACAGUGAAUGAGCGCUCCUCUCAGGAUGUUCUUCGUCCUGAGCAAGCGAGUUUUUUUUUGUUUUUCUUUUUUAAUGUUUUUGUUAAUACACACAUACCAUGCGGUGUGCAGUGCGAGAGAUCAGCACCAGGAGGGGGGGCAGGAGGAGGAGGAUACGAUCGAUGUGCUCAAAGUGGUGAAGUGAAGUUUGCGCGAUCGCGAUCUGAGGCUGUGUCACUUGGUGUGUCUCUCUGUGGGCGUGCAUUAGUGGGUGGCAUUAGGUGGCGUAGUGUCAUUUGCAUUGUGUGAGCUGUGUGUGUGUAUGUGUGCGCGUGUCUGUGUGUACGUACGCAACGUAAAGUCCUAGGCGUUAUCCGGUGUUACAAGGACAACGAGCUUGAGGGAUCUCCCCUUUUGUUUAAAGGGGGGGUAUCGGAUUAAACCACUCCACCCGGGUGAGGGGAGGAGGUCAGUUGUACAUAAUAGAGCGAGAGAGAGAGAGGGGGGGGGCAGAAUUUCCCGACCAAAAAUGGGGCUAGGCAGAAGGCAGAAGAAAAUGGCAGAAAAUUCGAGGCGAAAAAAAUGAAACAAAACAGUGAGAGAACGAGGGAGAGGGUAACAGGAGGAAGGCUACAAAGUGAAUCUCUAGGAGCAUCUUCUUCGUCUUAUUAUUAUUAUUAUUAUUAUUAUUAUUAUUGCUAUUAGUAGUAUCAUUAUUAUUAUAAAAUUAUUAUGAUCGGUUUAGCGAAGCUCAGCAGAGUAGGCGGUGCGGUGCGUUGCGUUGCAUUGCGUGUGUGCAUGUAUGUGUUGCUUGUGUUUUUCGGCGGGGAGAGGGUAAAGAUUGGAAACGGCAACGGGAAAACCAACUCAAGGAACAGGGCAAGAGGGCAAGAGGGCAGGACAAGUUUAGAGGCGAACCCCCGGGGCACACAAAACACACAGAAGCACACCCGCGUUUAAGUCCCGGUACUAGGCGACGUCCUGUCGGCGUGAUUUGACAGAUGAUCGGUACGCUGUGACUAGUGGUCAGUGGACGGCAAAGGAAGGCAGGAAGGAAGGAAGCAAGGAAGCAUGUUGUAAAACAAAGGCAGAAACAAAGCAGAAGUCAUCCAAAAAACAAUUCUCCCCCUGCGUCUAUUGCUUUUUUUCUGAGAGAGUGUGCGAGUUUGUGAACGAGUGAGUUGGAAAGAAAAGUGUUGCAGUUUCGUGACAAUCUGCCAAUCGUCACCAUCACCGUCAUCCACAGCAUCAGGCUACACUAGUUAUAUGGUGGUGGCUGUUUCUCUUGUGCUGCUGCUUGUUGUGAUCAUCAUCGAUCGGGGUGGUACACAGCGUGUCCCAGUGCAGUGUGUUCCCGGUGUAGUAGUAGGCCGUGGCGAUAGUACGCACCGUUGUUUACUCCAGGUGUUUGGCUACUUCAUGUGUUUUUUGUUCCCACCGAUCCGCCCUCCUGCCCUGUGGUCGGCAUGUGCAUGUAAGUAGUAUGCGUACGUGUAACUCACACGGUAGUGAUAGCGCAGAUCGUCUCUGUUCCAUCGCCGACGGCUUGUGGCGAUUUGCGAUCCGUUAGCAAUUGCCGUCGGCAAAAUGGCGUCUUGUGGAGGGGGCCCGAGCGUUGCCACGGUUGCUACCUUAGUAGCCAGGGCUUUGUUUUACUGUUUUCUGUUUGUCGAAAGCUCAAGAUGUAAGUUUUUGACGAUUCCGAAGGCCACGAAGGAACCUUCGCUUCCUCGGUCAGGUAGAUCGGUUUCCCUCUCCGCGUUGGGCGCGCGCUUCUGUUUUCGUGGGGAAAUUUCGGAUCCCAAUUUGGCUGGACUUUCAGGAAGGAAAUUCCGGCCAUCAGGUUGUAAUGAUUGGAUUGCCACCGAGCUCUCUCUAUUUCGGGCCGCGCGACGAUGCUACCCGCGUAAAAAGGCUCGCGGAGACGUGUUUCUGCUACCGCCAAGGGGUCUUUCCCAGCCUUUUUGGUAGGGGCGGUGUGCGGCGGGAUUUUCCCCGCUGCGAUACGUUUGAUCCCUUUUUGCCACCGGAGGGAAGGAUCGUUUGAUGAUCCUCGGCCUAUUUGUUUUCCAGAUCGAACCACCAACCGACCGACCGACCGACCGAUCGGUCGGGUCCUUUUGGGGUACAGGUUUUUUUUUGUUGUGCUCCGAGAUCGUAGAACUACACCGAGAAGAGAUCUUGGGCAGAUCAGGACGCCUUUUUUGCAGGGGGAAAUUUAGCAAACAAAUGUUUUUGUUAUUCCGAACCCGCUAGCAUAGCACACGGCCUUGCUUAAUGAGAGUUAUUUGUUGACUUCGUUGGCCUCGGCCACUCGAUCGGUGCUGCUAGCUUGAUCUGUUGCCCUUGUACCUGUCGUACCGAUGGAAUUGUGUUUGUUUGCGCUAGUGGAGCGCAAAAACACUUGGAUAAAAUGUUGCUAAAUUAGGUUCUAAUCCGCUGAAUGUGUCUUAUAAAAACGCACUUGAGUUGAAGCGAGAGAGCUCUUAGUGUCUGACGACUGUUACUGCACUAAUAAAGCGAUCUAUUCUACGAUCUCUCGUUCGAAUUGGAUCAUUUCUUAGGGAUUUUUUGUGAGUUUCUUGUUCCUUCCUUCCCUGUUCCUCUGAGCGUGCUUCGUAAAUGCGGUAUUCUGUACAAAAAACAAACCACGAAACCAAAACCAACGAGCAUAGAACACGGGCCAUUUUCAAACAAACAAAACAGUACGUAUACUACAUCCGCUGCUACCUUUCCUUCUUGAGACUGUCCCCCUCCCUGGUCGAAGCCUCUCGCGGUUAUGUUUCUUUUUUGUUGUUUAAUUAUGCUUUUCCGAACAAGUCAAACAACGGGCUUGGUUUGAAUGUACGAAUGUGUUUGUUACUUUGCGUAGAUAAAUGGUCGGAAAUGGUGGAGGGUUGUGUCGAAUCGAAAUCGAAUCCAUGUGCAAUGAAAGAUAACGAGCGGGGAACUGCCAAACCGUACAAUGACACACACAGGCACGCCGACGUACACACAUAAAGCAUAUGAUAAGCGAUUGCAGUGCACCGCAAGUCGAAAGUCCACGCCAGUACCGAGAAUGCAAAGGAAGGUAGUAGAUCGCAGCAGAUCGCAGCCCACGUUAGCCCAAUCUUUGCCCCAAAUGUGCGUGUCUGCGUGCGUGAGUGAGUGAUCAAUCAAUGUAAGGACUAGUCAGUCCCGUAGCGCUGUGUGAUGUGUAUCGUUUGUCACGAGGACGCUAUAGUGUCCUGCGAGUGAGAUUGUGUCUGAGCGAGUGCGCGAGCGCUCUAUUAGAAGUCUGUCACGAAAGGUGACCCCCGGAUAUGUGUGUACCAUAGGGAUGUAAAAUGGAAGGUGGCAACAUGCGAAAAAGGAAGAUACAAAAACAUUAAAAUAAAACACACAAAAAAACAAACGCAUACAAAACCAUGGCAAACAAGGGUAAACGUACAUUACACGAUUAGAAUGAGCAUACAAGGCAUAUACCGUAAGCGUUAAGUGUAGCGAAAGGUAAAACUGUGCAGGGUAGCGAAUAAGAAGCCGAUAACAAGACGAACGGACGGACGGUGCAGAAAGGGAUCGGGAUGCACAAAGCAGCUAGUAGGGCGAACCGAAGCAACUAAUCUUAGCCUCUCCGCUCGAUCGAAUCGGCUGCUCGAAUUGUAAAUACAAAUGUAGAAAAAAGCAGAAACUCGAACAAGGAUUAACCACCAAACGUGAACGUCAGCAGUGGUGGUCGAUGGUUACCCAUCUCCAGGUCGCAAGCAGUCGGAUUUGAUUCUAGUUUCUAGGCGUUUGGCGAUCGAGUGUAGCGUGUUUUGUUUUUUCCCGUGUUUUUUUUGGUUCCGGCAUUCCUCGGUUCUGUGAGUCUGAGGUCCCUUUCGAAAAGGACGAAUUAAAUCAAAAUUAUGUUAGAAGUAGUCUCGUUGCAUUGAACGCUCUCACUUGGCUCGAUGUGUCCCUACGUUCAUUCUUCCUUAUCAUACCAACAAACCGAACACACAAGCAAUGAUCUCCACAAAAGCGACGAUUGACGAGUGCAUUGAGAAGACGACGCGACGCCGGGGACACACUUCAGAUGCAUUUUGCGCUCCCGCUCACCCAAUCCCCAAACAAACGACAAAGCCACAUGAUUUCAACCAGCCAGCUGUUGUAGUUUAGCGUUUCGUUACUGGCCGUUCGGCCAUUUAGUUUUCUGCUCUUUGUUUGCCCAUUUCUUUUUUGGUUUUGCGUUGUUGCAACGAGAAUAACAGGGAUAUGUAGUGAAGGGAGAAGAAGCACAACUUAAUGUAACAGUGGUGCAGCAUGAUGAUGGGAGCAGCAGGAUCCCAUCGCAAAGUCACGCCUAGAGGCACACGCUGGGGUGGGGAAACAAGCGAAUGGGUUCUGCACAACAUUCGUGGCAUUUCAUAUACGAACAAAACAACAAAAUUCGAAUAAGUAAAAGACAGAAAGCGAUAGAAACGGGGGGUGAAACGAGUAGCAAAUGCUAAAAGAAGAACAUAAACAAAAGCGAAAAGAGAGCACGGAAUGAAUGGGGCAGCAAGUAAAACAAUUCAACAAACAAAGAAACAAUUGAACAAACAAAACAAACAAGUGCGAGUGCGAGCAGCAAAACCACAAAUCGAAUUGACCGAUACAGCAAAACAGCGCAGACAGCGUGGAGAAGGGGAGGAGGAAAACACAAAACAGAAGUAGCAGAAGCGGGCGAGGAAUUAGCAGAAGAAGGAGAAGGAGACGAUGGAGAAGUAGAAGAGAAAAAGAAAAACCCAAAAACGAUAUGGAAAUACAAGUACUAAGCUAAGUAAUUAAUUAUUAGAGUUAUUAUUAUUCUAUUAUAAUUAUUAUAUACGAAGAACAAUGGCAAGAAAUAAGAAAAAAGAAAAACCAAUUUUAUUAAAAUAUUUAUGAUGAAAAACAUGAA